Molecule: messenger RNA, 2262 nt
Organism: Haliotis rufescens (red abalone)
Lineage: Eukaryota; Metazoa; Mollusca; Gastropoda; Lepetellida; Haliotidae
Product: kelch-like protein 20
Exons: 6
Coding region: 64-1917 (617 amino acids)
Molecular function (GO): protein binding
Source: RefSeq, a predicted model, not a curated record
AUGCAGAACUGUAAUGAUGGCGAGGAUUUAUGCUGAAAGUUUGUUUGCGAUAUUAGGGCAGGCAUGAACAAACGCCCUAGUCGGGUAGUGGCUAAUUCGGUGGCUUCCAAAGACAGCUAUCGAGCCAUCCUCCACCGUCGCCGUUCAACGGUAGGUCCUGACGACAAAACGAAUCGUAAGACCGUCCCCCAUAUUGGAGAGUGCAUCUUGUCAGGCUUGGAGACCCUGUGGAAACAUAAGCAGAUGACAGACGUCUCAGUGGUUGUCGAAAAUAAAACCUACCUGGCACAUAAACUGGUCUUGGCUUCUUGCUCCGACUUCUUCUACGACAAGUUCACCCGGGGUCGCGAUGCGGAAGCAACCAAAAUAGAGGUCAAUGAUGUCAAGGCCACGGGGCUGCAGGCUAUUUUGGAGUGUCUGUAUACAGGCCGACUGCAGCUGUCUGACGUGACCGUCCGUGACAUACUGGCAGCAGCAUCAGUUCUGGGGUUUCUCGGCAUCCACGAAGCGUGUGAGGAAUACCUCAGCGACCAUCUCAAUGUGGACAACUGUCUGUCACUCCUGGACUUAGCGGUCACCCACGUCCUUGAUCGUCUGGUUGAAAUGGCGUCAGCUAUGGCAGCCAGCAACUUUGAAACAGUUUCCAGGAAAGCAGAAUUUAAGUCAAUGCCAGUAGAACAACUGAUAUGUCUGUUGACCCGUGAUGAUCUCGUCACCAGAAGCGAGGUGUACGUAUUCCAUUGUGUGUUGGAAUGGAUCGAGGUGGAUCGGCAGCGCCGGCUGGAAUUCGCCUUCGACCUACUGAAGACAGUCCGCCUCCCUCUUCUGUCUCCAUCUGAGAUCGUGGAUAGAGUCGAGUCUGUUACCUUCUUGAUGGACAUCCCAGAUUGCCAGAAGCUUGUGAAGGAUGCCCUCCAUUACCAUUGUAUGCCGGCACGCCAGACGCUGCUGCAGACUUCCCGAACCGUUCCCAGAGUUUCAGCUCAUAGAGAUUGCCUUGUGGUCGUAGGUGGCGCUCCAAGACUCAAGUCAGAACCCGUAUGUGAUGAAAUCUCUGUGCUUGAUGACGUCACAGGGUCUUGGGAAUUCGUUGCUAGGCUACCAGAGCCGCGCCAUCACCACGCAGUGGCGGUACUCAAUGGCUUCCUCUACCUAGUGGGAGGGGAGAUGGGUAACGACCAUUGUUCGCCACUCAACACGGCGUACAGGUUCGAUCCCCGACACGGCACCUGGCUCCAGGUAGCCAGCAUGAAGUACCGCAGGGAGAGCUUCCAGAUCGGUGUGUUAAAUGGCAAGUUGUACUCAGUAGGUGGACGGGUAGACAAAUCCGAAUCCCUGUCAUCUGUUGAGCGGUAUAACCCCAGCAAAGAUGAGUGGGAGGAAGUAGCACCAAUUUCUGCACCCAAGCGGAGUGUGGCUGUAGCCGCCAUGCACGGAAAGUUGUAUGCCAUAGGUGGAUCAGGUACCAAAUUCGUAUCCAGUCGCGUGGAAAGGUUCCACCCAUCCGAAAACAAAUGGGAGCUUAGAUCCCCUUUGUCAAUACCCAGGUUCUUUGCCCAUCUUCAGCAAGUAGGUAGUGCUCUUUACUUGGUUGGUGGUGCUACUGUCGAUGUGGACAGUCGUGUUAUCUGCGUAGACACUGUUGAGAGAUAUGUACCAACAACAGAUACAUGGACUGUUGUCAGCAUGUUGAGGACGCCCAGGGCUGAGUUUGGAUCUGCUGUGGUUGCGGACAAGAUGUUCAUUCUUGGAGGAUACAACUGGAAUACUAGAGAACGACUGUACAACGUAGAGUCGUUCAGUCCGUCCCGAGAGGUGUGGUCAGAUUGCAGCAUGCUGAGCAGACCGUACACAGGGUUAGCUGGUGCAACACUCACAUUGUAUAGAAGGAACCGUUCAGAUUAUGAACCACCUUGAAACUGCUGGCAUUAUGAGCAAUGGCGUUGAAGAAAAUAAAAUUGCAAACAGUUGUUUUGAAUUAAAUCAUUACAUACUUGUCAAGUACCUUUAACAAUUUAACCAUGUUUGUGACCUGAUGGUAUUCACAGUUCACCCUAGUGUAAUGUUCUCGACAUGUAAAUGUAAAUAUAACAUUAAAAGAACAUAUGCCGUUCAUCGUAAUUUGUUUUGUAGUCACAUAAUUGAAAUGACAAGGCUUUCAUAACCCACCAUCUUUGAUAUAUAAUCUGUUUGUGCAAGAUAUCAAACCAUCGAAAUGUCAAAACAGUUUCUUACACAGAUAUAGUUGGUCGUCAUUGGGCG